AUGGAUAUGUCGCUUGACGACAUAAUCAAGAACAACAAAAAAUCUGGAUCCAGAAGCUCCCGUUGCCGGACCCAACCCUCCGGAUCUGAACUUACUCGCCGGUUCCCCAACCUUGCCGCCAACUGCGCUGCACCUUAUGCCACCGCUAAGGCGCCGGAGGCGACGUGGCAGCACGAUUCAUAUGUAGAUCAGCAUGUGGCUGCGACGGGGUACCUUACUCAAGGUUUUCGUGCGGCUUCCAUAGAAUCUGGGACCAAGCUUUACAUUUCAAACUUGGAUUAUGGUGUUUCCAAUGAUGAUAUUAAGUAUGAGACAUGGCAGUGA
Glycine soja is the source of this 324-nucleotide messenger RNA. Its product is annotated as THO complex subunit 4A-like. Bases 1 to 324 code for a protein of 107 amino acids. Gene Ontology annotation, molecular function: mRNA binding. The transcript is spliced from 3 exons. The record is from RefSeq and is a predicted model, not a curated record. Lineage: Eukaryota; Viridiplantae; Streptophyta; Magnoliopsida; Fabales; Fabaceae. Gene Ontology annotation, biological process: mRNA export from nucleus. Gene Ontology annotation, cellular component: nucleus.